AUGCCUUCCAGACUGAGUAAAUUUGCUAUUAACACAAAUAAUUGUAAAGAUUUUACACAUCCGUGGACAGAUUCAUGUAUGUCAGCACAAGUUGGACUUGGGCUUCAUGCACUCCAAGAAUCCCUUAAAAUAUAUUCAACUGUUUACUUGGGAGCAUUAUUAAUGAGAGGAAAAGUACCUUCAAAAAACGAUGUAUUAAAAGCGAUCUUUGGUAUUUUACAAUCAACAGCAUUUUUAUCAUGGAGCGCUUAUACAUAUCCAAUAUUUAUCUGUACUUUCAGAAAACUAUUAGGAAAUUUCAAUAUUAUAACAGUAUCUUUUCUUCCAUCCUUUCUUUCGAGUCUAGCUGCGAUAGUUAUUGAAAGGCCGUCAAGAAGAACACUUUUGUGUUUGUAUGUCGCCAAUAUCGCAACAGAGACAGUUUUUCGGAUGGCUCAAUGGCGAGGCAUUGUUAAGCCAAUACCGUACGGAAAUGUUUAUAUAUUUGCAGCUAGUAUGACCACGCUGAUUUAUUUUUAUCGAAGCAAAAGUUUAAAGACAGAUUCGAUAUUUAAAUUACUACGAAUUGUUAUUAGUCCUUAUGAUGACCCGGAAUAUGCAAAGCACCGAGUUUUGAUAUCUGAGCCAUCAACUAGCAAAAAUAUAAAUACUCAAAAAAAAAAUUCAGUUGAUAAAAGUAAAAAAAAGUCUUCUUACAAUUUUAUACAAGAAUCAAUACGAGUUUAUCAGAAUUUUAUAAACUGGAUUAAAAAUACUGCUAAACACAAUUCGUGUCCCCAUCCGUACAGUUGUUUGCAUUUUAUUCUAGGAGGUAGUUUUAAAAUGUUCAGUUUUGGAUUAUCUAUUCAACUAGGAUUGAAUUUGAUAUUUAAAUUUAGAAAAUUUAUGACAAAGCCUAGUUUGUUAAAAGAAGAGUUUCUUAAGAAAAGUACUUUUAAUUUGGCACUAUUUGUUGGAGGAUUUUCUGGAAUUUAUCGGUUAGUAUCAUGUUUAUUGAGAAAUUUAAGUAAUAAAAAUUCGAAAUAUCACGCUAUACCUGCAAGUUUAUUAGCAAGUGUAUCAUUUACGAUGUAUCCAAGUAAUACAAUAGCGUUGUACGUUAUGUGGAAAUCUUUGCAGCUUCUGUGGAACAGCGGAGUCGAAGAUGAAAUAUUACCAGAAGUAAAGUGGUUUAAUAUUUUCUUAUAUUGCUUCUGUACAGCUAUACUUUUUCACGUGGCAAUUAUUGAACCACAAAAUUUACGUGGAUCUUAUUGGAAAUUUUUGUGUUCUAUAUCUGGCGGAAGAGUGGCUGCAAUGUCACGUACACCUCUCGAUCAAUUUGGAUUGGAAACUUCUAAACAUCUCCAAGAAGUCAUGAAAAAAACGAAUACCACAGAUUACUUUCCAUACUCAUACUAG
This is a messenger RNA of Cotesia congregata, 1401 nucleotides long. Lineage: Eukaryota; Metazoa; Arthropoda; Insecta; Hymenoptera; Braconidae. The record is from the annotation of a GenBank genome assembly.